AUGUACGGCGAUUGGGAGGGGAUCGUGCACCCAUCCGGUGUCAUGUACUAUUUUUCCGACAAAACGAAGACAUAUACGGGAACCGAUAUAAAGAGAUACCCGCACGAUCGACUACGUAGCCUAGAUAACUGGAUAGAUGCAGCAUGCAGAAGACUGCAGGAAGAUACCUGGCUCCUGGUGGUCGAGCCCGUUUCAAAGCAGGACGGCGAUUACUAUGAAUACUACUGUGCAGACACAAAGCAGCACGUUAUUGCUUGGUUUAAUGCGUUUGACGCAAGUCUACUUUUUCAGGAGUGCACGUUCGCACGGGAGUGGAACCAUAAACGUCUUGAGCUUGAGGCACAAUUUUGGAAGCAUGUCGAUUUCUUUCCACAUCAUUACGAAAUGAGGCCUUCUGAUGCGAAGGAGCUACAAGCUCACUUAGAAUGGUUUUUAGCAGAAGGACUGACCUUGGAACAAUCGACUGCAGCUUCGUUGUUUCGCAAUAACGAGCAAACGGAGAAGAUAAUAUCUCAUAUUGUUCGAUUCGAGGGCAUCAAGCAAAAGCGAACACUUCCCCUUUUAUUGGCAACUGCUGCAAUGUUUGGAAUGCCAGCACUUGUGUUGGACCAUAUAGAAAAUAUCCAUGUAGACGGUAUCAUCAACUUGCUCGAUAUCAGGCAGUUCAUUGACCAUUUCAACAACGAUAAUGUGAAAUACAGCACUUUGGUAUGUGCAUUUUCCCAUAUUGAAAUCGGAAAGAUGUCCAAAUUUAUGUCUUCCAUUAUCGAGGUGGGUGUUAUCAUGGCGGUAGAUGCUAGCAUACUCGCUAUUCCAGAUAUUGGAUCUCAAGCGAUAGCAAGGACCCUAUGUUCUCUUUCCCUUAUUUUCAGUGUCCAUUGCAUAUUCGCAGGUAUCGUUGCUCGACACUUCAGUGAAAAGAUGAAGUCUCUGGAUUUUGCUUCUCAGCAUCUCAAUGACAAUCGUACCAGGGUUGCGGUCAUCUACAGCGCUCCUGCUCUAUUAUGA
Messenger RNA from Suillus discolor, 1008 nucleotides. RefSeq lists its product as uncharacterized. NCBI's taxonomy places the organism in Eukaryota, Fungi, Basidiomycota, Agaricomycetes, Boletales, Suillaceae. Bases 1 to 1008 code for a protein of 335 amino acids. The transcript has 7 exons. The record is from RefSeq and is a predicted model, not a curated record.